Molecule: messenger RNA, 657 nt
Organism: Acanthosepion pharaonis
Lineage: Eukaryota; Metazoa; Mollusca; Cephalopoda; Sepiida; Sepiidae
Source: the annotation of a GenBank genome assembly
AUGAUCAAUGCAAGCGUGCGGAUGGUCUUUCUUUCCUUUUCUCUUUCUUACGUUCUUUCUCUCCUUUUCUCUCUCUUUCUUUCUUUCUUUCUUUCUUUCUUUCUUAUUUUAAUUUCUUUUUCUUUUUUUCUUUUCCCUUUCUUUCUUUUUCUUACUAUACUUGUUUCCGUGUUUAGUAGGUUUCCAUUGCCACCAUUGUUCCAACAUGAUGCGUCGGGUGGAAAGCAGUGCCGGCGGAGGAAAGCUCGGACGGUGUUCAGCGACCAACAACUCAACGGACUUGAGAAAAGGUUCGAAGCCCAGAGAUACCUGUCCACACCUGAAAGGGUAGAACUCGCCUCACAGCUCAGUUUGUCAGAAACUCAGAAUCGACGGAUGAAACACAAGAAAAUGCAGAGGAAAAUACAGGAGGAUAACGAACUGCGAAAAACAUCGAAGUCGACAGACGCAAACCACACACCAUCUUCGAGCUGCGACGGGAAACACCAUGGCGCUGACGAUUUGGUCUUGACUACUGCCAGUAACGGUGCCGACUCAGAGCUGGAGGAUUCCACCGAACUCAGUCAACAUGACCCUUGCUCUGACAUUGAGGCCGAAGAGAUCGAUGUUGUUGAUUCGGAUACAGAGCGAUUUCGCCGACCUAUAAUAAAUAGCUGA